This is a messenger RNA of Lactuca saligna, 1551 nucleotides long. The record is from the annotation of a GenBank genome assembly. Lineage: Eukaryota; Viridiplantae; Streptophyta; Magnoliopsida; Asterales; Asteraceae.
AUGAAUAACAACUACGCACGAGGAGGUGGGGGAAGGUAUCCGCCGGGAAUUGGGCGUGGUGGUGGUGGUGGGAAUUAUCAUGGAAACCCUAAUCCUAAUUUCCAACAACAGUAUGCUCAAAGGAAUCCAGCGCACCACCAGCAGUUUCAACAGCAGCAGCAGCAGCAACAACAACAAUGGCUGAGAAGAAACCCUGUGGGAAACGAUUCGAGUGUGGUUGACGAAGUGGAAAAGACUAUACAGUCCGAAGCUGCUGACCCUAGUGGUCAAGAUUGGAAGGCACAAUUGAGGCUUCCACCAGCUGACACUCGAUAUAGAACAGAAGAUGUGACAGCGACCAAAGGAAAUGAAUUUGAAGAUUACUUUCUCAAGCGUGAGUUGCUUAUGGGGAUAUAUGAGAAGGGUUUUGAAAGGCCAUCUCCAAUUCAAGAAGAAAGCAUCCCGAUUGCCCUCACAGGAAGUGAUAUUCUUGCAAGAGCUAAAAAUGGAACAGGGAAAACUGCUGCCUUCUGCAUUCCUGCUUUAGAAAAAAUUGAUCAAGAUAGCAAUGUUAUUCAAGUGGUUAUACUUGUUCCAACUAGAGAAUUGGCUCUUCAGACAUCUCAAGUCUGCAAAGAACUUGGAAAACACCUAAACAUUCAGGUCAUGGUUACUACUGGUGGAACCAGCUUAAAAGAUGACAUCAUGCGAUUGUAUCAGCCUGUUCAUUUACUUGUUGGUACUCCUGGAAGAAUAUUAGAUCUUUCAAAGAAGGGAAUCUGCGUGUUGAAAGAUUGUGCAAUGCUUGUCAUGGAUGAGGCUGAUAAGCUUCUGUCACCCGAGUUCCAGCCUUCAGUAGAGCAACUAAUCCACUUCAUGCCUACAAAUCGUCAAAUUUUAAUGUUUUCAGCAACUUUUCCUGUGACAGUGAAGGAUUUCAAAGAUAGAUAUCUUCCAAAAUCUUAUGUUAUUAACCUCAUGGAUGAACUUACCCUCAAGGGAAUAACACAGUUCUAUGCUUUUGUUGAAGAAAGGCAGAAAGUUCAUUGCCUCAAUACUCUUUUCUCAAAGCUUCAAAUCAACCAAUCAAUAAUUUUCUGCAACUCGGUAAAUCGGGUUGAAUUACUGGCGAAGAAAAUUACUGAGCUUGGUUACUCUUGUUUCUACAUUCAUGCAAAGAUGCUUCAAGAUCAUCGUAAUCGAGUUUUUCAUGAUUUUCGUAAUGGUGCUUGCAGGAAUCUUGUCUGUACUGAUUUAUUCACGAGGGGCAUUGAUAUACAAGCAGUAAACGUUGUUAUCAAUUUUGACUUCCCGAAAAACUCAGAAACAUAUCUCCACAGGGUUGGUCGAUCAGGAAGGUUUGGACACCUUGGGUUAGCUGUAAACCUAAUCACAUAUGAAGAUCGCUUUAAUCUGUAUAGGAUUGAACAAGAACUUGGAACUGAGAUAAAACAGAUCCCUCCAUUCAUUGAUCAAGCUAUUUAUUGUGUCAGCUGUCUCUCUGUCUGUUUAAGGAAAGGACCCAAAGGAGUUUGGUAUGUUGUUAGUCAAGUCAACCCAAGAGAAGACUAG